This is a messenger RNA of Tarenaya hassleriana, 936 nucleotides long. Its product is annotated as trichome differentiation protein GL1-like. Gene Ontology annotation, biological process: regulation of DNA-templated transcription. Gene Ontology annotation, molecular function: RNA polymerase II cis-regulatory region sequence-specific DNA binding; DNA-binding transcription factor activity, RNA polymerase II-specific. Gene Ontology annotation, cellular component: nucleus. The transcript has 2 exons. The coding region runs from base 60 to 890 and encodes 276 amino acids. The record is from RefSeq and is a predicted model, not a curated record. NCBI's taxonomy places the organism in Eukaryota, Viridiplantae, Streptophyta, Magnoliopsida, Brassicales, Cleomaceae.
AAUCAUCAUUUUGAAGUGAUUAAAACUAUAAUAUCUGCUAUUUUCAAUUAGGUUGAGAUAUGGAGGACGAUUCUUGCAAUAGUAACAACACGACUAGCAGCAGUGUGAGCAGAGGAGGGCAUUGGAGGCCGGCGGAGGAUCAGAAGCUCCGGCGACUCGUCGAACAGUACGGCCCUCAGAAUUGGAACUCCAUCGCCGAUAAACUUCAAGGACGAUCAGGGAAGAGUUGUAGAUUAAGAUGGUUUAACCAACUUGAUCCGAGAAUAAACCGGGGACCAUUCACCGAAGAAGAGGAAGAGAAGCUGAUAGCGGCUCAUCGGAUCCACGGCAACAAGUGGUCAUUCAUCGCCAGACUGUUUCCGGGAAGAACAGACAACGCCGUGAAAAACCAUUGGCAUGUCUUGAUGGCAAGAAAGCAAAGGGAAAGAUCCAAGAGAUGCGUAAAGAUCACCCCGAAAACGGCAACUCAUCAUCCAGACAACGAUAACCCCGGAAACGUUAUCGUUCCCUCCGGAAAAUCGAGAAUCGGGUUCGAGGGCAAGACCACGAUAUUCGAAGCGUGGAACCCGACAAGUAAGGACCAAGAACAAGUUUGUCGAGCCAGCUCAUUGUUUCCUCGUACGUAUUACGGUAUAAACUGUCUAGGAUCCAAUGCGUUCUUGGAGAUUCGUAAUCGCAAGAUGACUGUUUCGGGUCCAUUAGGGUACCACAAGGAUGCGACAAAACCUAAUAAAAUGGAUCAAAUUACAAAAUUUCGUGAUAAUAUGCCUGUCUGGGUGAGUACACGAAUGGAUUUGAGACAAGAACAAGGAGCAAGUGAAGGAGAAGAAUCGUCAACAAGAGAAAAUGAAAGUGCUCCUUUCAUCGACUUUUUGGGCGUCGGAUUGUAAAGUUGCUAAUCUAUUAUACCUUUUUUUUUUCCAUAAAAUUAUCAUA